Molecule: messenger RNA, 5191 nt
Organism: Cololabis saira (Pacific saury)
Lineage: Eukaryota; Metazoa; Chordata; Actinopteri; Beloniformes; Belonidae
Product: AP2-associated protein kinase 1-like
Exons: 19
Coding region: 417-3692 (1091 amino acids)
Biological process (GO): protein phosphorylation
Molecular function (GO): ATP binding; protein kinase activity
Source: RefSeq, a predicted model, not a curated record
CCUACGGUGUCGGCUACGCCGUACCCUACGGCGUAGUCUCUGCGUCGCUUUACCGCGGAACCCUAAUUCAGGCUUUAGCCUCGUCCAAACUAACAGGUGAGCUAGCGGCUAGCAGGCUCGCAGCCCGUGUCGGCUCUCGCUUCGGAGAGGAAAAACCACGACUUCUCACCCGCAUUUGACUCCGCCCGCUGCUCAAACCAUGACUGACGGACGCCAGGCAGCAGUGUUUGUAAUAUUUUGAGGUUCAGCUAGCUUCUAGCUUUUGCUGUUCUCAUUCAAAUGUUUUAAACCCCACUGACGCCUCGUAUCAGCGUCGAUUACAGGGACUCCAAACCUCCGAACGACAGCCAUUGUUUCGACUCUGGUCGGGCUUUUUUGGGACCGGGACCUAUUACUGCGGAUCUCAUCUGUGGGGGAUGAAGAAAUUCUUUGAUUCCCGUCGGGAGCUGGCCGGCUCCGGGCCUGGUGGCGGGGCCGGCGGAGGCGGCGCCGGCUCCGGCGGCGGCGGCAGCUUCGUGGGUCGGGUGUUCAGCAUCGGCCGCUUCCAGGUGACCGUGGAGGAAAUCAUCGCUGAAGGAGGUUUUGCCAUAGUGUUUUUGGUGCGGACUCAUCAAGGCCAGCGUUGUGCACUAAAAAGAAUGUAUGUUAACAAUGAACAUGAUCUUCAGAUCUGCAAUCUUGAGGUGCAGAUAAUGAGGGACCUCGUUGGCAACAAAAACAUAGUUGGUUUCCUGGACUCCAGCAUAGCCGCAGUCGGAGCUGGGGAUGUGUGGGAAGUCCUCAUCUUAAUGGACUUCUGUCGAGGUGGACAGGUGGUAAACCUGAUGAACCAGAGGUUACAGACGGGCUUCACUGAAGCUGAAGUGUUACAGAUUUUUUGUGACACGUGUGAGGCGGUUGCUCGUCUCCACCAGUGCAAGACUCCCAUCAUUCAUCGAGAUCUCAAGGUAGAAAAUAUUCUUCUCCAUGACCGCGGACACUAUGUGCUCUGUGACUUUGGAAGUGCCACCAACUGCUUCCAAAACCCGCAGACAGAUGGGGUUGCAGAUGUAGACGAGGAAAUUAAAAAGUACACUACACUGUCAUAUCGUGCUCCAGAGAUGGUAAAUCUGUAUGGUGGAAAAGUCAUUACAACAAAAGCAGAUAUUUGGGCUUUGGGUUGUCUGCUGUAUAAGCUCUGUUUCUUCACACUACCUUUUGGCGAGAGCCAAGUGGCUAUUUGUGACGGUACUUUCACCAUCCCUGACAAUUCCCGCUACUCCCAGGAAAUGCACUGUCUCAUUAGGUAUAUGCUGGAGCCUGACCCAGAUAAAAGACCAGACAUCUACCAAGUAUCCUACUUUGCCUUUAAACUUGCUCGAAGAGACUGUCCAGUCCUAAAUGUAAAUAAUUCACUCAUUCCUGCAAAACUUCCUGAGCCUAUCCGAGCCAGUGAAGCCGUGGCUAAAAAGAGUCAACAAAUCAAAGCCAGGCUCACAGACCCAGUCCCUACAAUGGAAACCUCAAUUGCACCUCGACAACGGCCCAAAGCUGGCCAGGCGCAGCCCCAGCCUAUAUCUGGCAUUCUUCCCAUCCAACCAGCUCUCACCCCCCGCAAGAGGCCCGGCGCAUCAUCAGUAACACCGUCAGCCAUAGGUGUUUGUGUUGGUGUCCCAGCUGCAGCUGCUGUCCAGGCUGCUCAACAGGCUUCUGCUGCACAGGCUGCUCCUCAACCAGUGCCGAUGGGCAAUAUGCAGCCCCAGACUACACCUCAGCAUCCCCUCUUGAAACAGCAGCAGCCCCCAGGCUUCUUAAGCCCCCAAAGCCACCAGCAGCAUCAACUACAGAACCUCCCUCAACAACAAACACCUUCUCAAGCAUCUACUACACUGCACACAGCUAAACCUGUUCCUCCAGCUGUUACCCUGCAACAUAUGCAGCAGCAGCAGCAUGUAGUCCAUGAAACUGCAGCAUCUCAACUCACCCCCAUCCCUGAGUCUGCAGUCAUUGAUCCUGCAGCUGGCCCAGAGGCUGCUGCCAGAGGAAUACACAAAGUUGGUUCCUUGACACCCCCUUCAUCACCAAAGAUGGCCCCGAAGAGCGGCCACAGACGAAUCCUGAGUGACGUUACCCACAGCGCUGUGUUCGGGGUUCCAGUCAGCAAAUCCACCCAGCUACUCCAGGCAGCCGCGGCUGAGGCCAGCCUCAACAAGUCCAAGUCAGCUAGCACUACUCCCUCUGGCUCCCCAUGCUCGUCCCAGCAGAGUGUGUAUCAUCCAGUUAGUGUCGAUUCCCCUUCGGCACGUACUGCACCCAGUGCUCAGUCUGGCUGGAACCCCUUCGGAGAUGAUAAUUUUGCCAAGCUAACAGCAGAAGAGCUGCUCAACAAAGACUUUGCCAAGCUGUCUGAGACAGCUGCAGCAGGAGAUAAAGUUGCACAUUCCACUGAAAGUUUUAUUCCAGAGCUCAGUGCUUUCCCAGCAAAGGCAGAGUUGUGCGUGGAUUCCCUGAUUCCUGGUUUAGAAGCCCCUCAGGCCCAGCAACAUUCAGGCCAGCCAGACCUCAUCCCUUCCAGCAUGCCAGCUAUGCUACAUUCUGUCUCAGACUCUUUCACUGGGGAGGACUCUCUGCUGGGUUGCAAUCUGUUAUCUCAAACAUCUCGUGGAAUCCCGACUGCUUCUGCUCUUGCUCCAUCUUCUUCCUUUUCCUCUGCUCCUCCUGGCUGUGGCUCUGGAUCCAGCUUGGAGGAGCUGCCUCCUGGUCAGGCUGCAAAUGACUCUGCUUUCCUCAUGUCGUGUGGGGAGAAGGUCAAUGAUGACGAGUUUGAUCCUAUUCCUGUGCUCAUCUCCAAAAACUCAAAUCAAGAUCCUCAAGGGGAGAGUAAUGGCUAUGCUGCACUCGAGGAGGGAUUAGAGAAUGAAGCUCUUGAAGGAAAUUCUCUAAACAAUGAGGGCUGUGAGCACUCCAGCGAUGAAGACGAGGAAAAGGAAGAGCACGAGAGUGAGCAGCAGCAGGAGGUGGGAGCAACUGAGAGUGAUGUAGUUGUCCAAGACUGCAGCGGUUCCAGACCUUUACUGAUGGACUCCGAGGAGGAAGAAGAGCAUGAACCUCAGUAUGAACCGCAGUCAUCACUGCUCCUCAGCACGGCACAAAUGCAACCAUCUGCCACCUUCACUCAGCCUACACCAAGCACCUUUGCCCCAAAUAACUCCACAACUGUGCCUGAGCAAGCAAAGGAGACAGAUGCCACAACAGAUGUCUUCUCCAAAGCUCCUUUUAGGAUCGCACAAGAGGACUCGUCCGACAUAUUUACCAACGCUCCAUUUCCACGCACCUUCAACGCAGCUCAGCAGCAAUUUGAUGUGUUCUUACAGGCUCCCUUUGGGAAAAGAAAGGAGACCAAAACAGCACAGCCGAAAACCUUGCACACCGAAGCAAGUGGAGCUCAGGCUCUGACCUCAGAUCAAGGAGUGCUGGGACAAGUUGCCCAGCAGCCAUUCCGCCCUCAAGCUCUGGCCAAAUAUUCCCGACACUUUGAGGGACCUGUGCCCGAUCCAGUAGCGGCUCUCAGAGUAAUGUCCGGUGUGAGCAGCCAGGCACCUGUAGCGUCAGUCCAUGUUGGACCUCUUCACACAUGGACCUCUGAUGUGAACACUGUAGACCCUUUUGUCUCUGCACCCUUUCAUCUCAAGGCUCCACAAGAAAAGCCCUAAAUGCACAAUCAAUAGAUGAGGUAGUUGUUAUCAGCGCCACUGAAUUAUGCAAACUGCAACAGGCAUAGUGCAUGCUACCACCAACGCUGCAGCUGGACUGCAGGCCCGCAUGAAUCUCAUUCUUAACGGACUCAGAUGAGCUCUGAUAGUGCAAGGUUAUCAUUCCCAAACUCUUUUCCAGCCAUCUUUUUCCUUUCCAUUCUCUCAGCUGUCCUUUUGUCCUUCUGGUUGACGUCUACACAAAGACAAGGGUGGACAAACAUUUGAUUGUUUUUCUGCCUACCUCAGUUACUUUCCGUGAGGAACUCGACACAGCAGAUUGAUUUAGCAUCUAUAGUUAAAUAUACAUCUACUGUGAAACUGUGAUCUUGUAGCACCUCAUUCCUCCAUUAAGAUAGUUCUCAGAAAAAGGACAUAGUCAGCUUAACAAACUUGAUGCUUGAAAUUUGGAAAGAUGAGAGAGUUAAAUAUUUUAUCUGCAUUAUACCAACAAUAACCACAUCAGACUCAGUAGCUUUUGUCAUUACUUUUGACAUUUUAUAGUAAAGUAUAUGCUGGAUAAAGUUUCAAAGAAACUUUCAGGAUAACCUUCAUUAUCAUCAUUCAAUUGUUUUAUAUUUAUUUCAAGUGUAACAUUUGUGAUCACUGUCGAUCGCCUGAAAAUGGAAUGCCAAUGUUUGUUCCAUGUGGUGUGUGAACGUUGUGUACCUGUUAGGCAAAGACAAUUCAUUGUAGUAGUCCUUAUUUUCUAGGUUAGAUUUUUCUCUGGAGCCUUAUAUACCCAGUUCUUCUCUCGUACCACGUACAGCAGAAAGUCACUUUCGUCUUUCGACCCUCCUAACAAAGCAGAUGAAUUUGCAUAACUUGAUUGCACUUGCGUCCGGCACCAAAUACUUCAGCUGUCUGUGGUGCACCUUCACUCGGCACCAUAACAUAUCUGUUUUACAAACCAGCUAUGACACCGUUACAAAUAACUGAAGUAAAAACUUGACUCUUAUUUCUGCGGCACAUGUGCUUAGCAAAUCCAUUCGGGGAUUUUAAUAGUGGUGUUGUGUCUGAUUGAUGACGUGUCUCUUGAAUAUUAUUUCCAUCAGCAUUUGGAAAUAUGUUGUUGUCUUUGUCCUUUGUAAAAUCAUGGAACAUAAACCAUGGCACUUUUAAGAGAGGAUCCAACCUGCUUCAACCCAAAGUUUAAAUAAUGUAUUAUUCUGCUGCAAUCUUUGUUGAAGUGUACUAUAUUUUUUUAAAUGCUCACUUUUUCCUCACCUACCCUCCAUACAUGAUGAUUGCACAUGGUCACUGACAGUCAGGGUUCUAUACAAAUGUGUUUUGUCAGCUGGAAAAUGUAUUUUGAAGUGCUGUUGUACAGGAAAUCUUUGAGAGAGCAGCCGAGCACCCUGUUAAACAAGUAAGCUCUCGGAAUACAUGCUAUGCUGCACAGCCUGCCUUGAAAAUUAUGUAAGUCAAAAGCAAAACUAUUAAAUGAAUGUAAAUUAAAA